This is a messenger RNA of Drosophila bipectinata, 3010 nucleotides long. It is a transcript of the gene Saf-B, whose product is annotated as Scaffold attachment factor B. Gene Ontology annotation, biological process: regulation of mRNA processing; regulation of transcription by RNA polymerase II. The record is from RefSeq and is a predicted model, not a curated record. Gene Ontology annotation, molecular function: sequence-specific DNA binding; RNA binding. Gene Ontology annotation, cellular component: nucleus. NCBI's taxonomy places the organism in Eukaryota, Metazoa, Arthropoda, Insecta, Diptera, Drosophilidae.
CCUAUUCGUGUAUGUAUAAGUUCGUCUGACUAUUUGACAAGCGAUUUUUCACACGUUGCCCGACGAUCUGAGAAAAUUUUAUUAAAGACAAAUUUCCCCGGUUUUCGAGGCGUGCAAGUGAUUUUUAAAUAUCUUAAUACUGACCCAGUGAACUGAUAAAUUGAAAAUGCCCGAAAUAGGCAAGAAAAUCAGCGAGUUGCGCGUGUGCGACUUGAAAGAAGAGUUGGAAAAACGCAAGCUGGAGACGGUGGGCCCGAAGGCGGCCCUCAUCGACCGUCUAGAAAAGGCUUUAAAAGAGGAGGGGCACGACCCGGCAACUCAUCUAAUUACUAUUGGUGCUAAAGGCAAGAAGCCGCUUCCAAUGCCCAUCAAAGAGCCUUUGGAAGAAAUUCAGAUUAAGGAGGAGCCUCUCGACGAGGAAGAACAGACUGAGCAGGGGGAUGACUACGAGAAUGGCAGCGAGUUCGCCCAUCACGCCGAUGAAGAUGGUCAUGAGAUCGACCAGGUGGGCGAUGUUGACGAUGUUUGUGUGAUUCUCGAUGAUGACGAUGAAGAAGACGAAGAGGAAUUCGACGAAGAGAAUCAGAAUGGUGAUGGACAGGGCGUGGGCGAGGGAGAGGGCGAGGCCCAGGAUGAGGCCGAGAAUAAUGGCAACGAUGGGAUACAGGGAGAGGAGGAGAAUACCGGUGAUACCGUAAACAUGGACAAUGACGAGUCCAUCAACCUAACAAUUGGUGAGGACGAACAGAAACUGCUUCACGAUGAGGCACCCGACGACAAGUCUAUUAAAUCGGCUAAGCUCGCUAUCAAGUCGGACAAGUCCAGUUCCAAGGACGCAGACAAGAAGAGUGAUAAGAAAAAGGAUGAAAAAUCAUCUGACAAACGUGAUGCCAGCGAUUCAAAAUCAUCUGGAAAAUCGUCAAACCCAAAGGAUGACAAAGAAAAAUCAUCGACAGCAGCAGCAGUUGGUGCCUCAUCGAGCGCCACCGGCAGCAAGUCCGGAUCCGGUUCGGGUUCGGGCUCAGGAUCGAAUGAAGGCACUGGUGGCGGGGCCACCUCCUCCACCACAAGCAACAGCAAUAAGCAGUCGACGCUGUCACGCAAUCUGUGGGUCUCCGGCUUGUCCACUUUGACGCGGGCCAGCGAUCUGAAGACGAUCUUCUCCAAGUUCGGCAAGGUGAUCGGCGCCAAGGUGGUCACCAACACUCGCACUCCGGGUACCCGGUGCUACGGAUACGUGACCAUGUCCUCCUCUGGUGAUGCCUCGCGCUGCAUCGAUAACUUGCAUCGUACCGAGCUGCACGGACGUAUCAUUUCAGUGGAGCGCACCAAGAACGAGAUUGGCGGAAGCUCCACCACCAAGGAUGGCAAGGGCAAGGCUCAAGGGGACUCCACCAGCAAGAAGAAGGAUGAGAAGUCCAGCAGCAACAAGGGCGCCAGCUCUAACUCUGGCGGCGAAGACAAGAAGGGCGGCGAUGGAAGCAGCGGUGCAGGCGUCGGCGGCGACGACAAGUCCAAUAGUGGCGACUCCAAGCGUGACGGCAAGGAGGGCGGCAGCAGCCGGGAUCGCAGCAAGCGGGACAAGUCUGCCGUCAGUCAGGACAGGCAGCGCCACGAUCGCGAGCGGUCUGGCCACAAUCGUGUCAACGGGCGUAAUCCCCGUGACGUGGAUCGCGAGAUCCAGCAGCGGCAGCGGGUGCGCGAGCGCCGCCAACGCGAGAUGCUCUCCUACCAGAAGAUCCGGGAGGAACGCGAGCGCCAGCGUCUGAGGGAGAGGGAACGCGAGCUGCGCGAGGAGGAGCGCAGGCGGCGGGAGGCUCGCGAUCGCCAGCGCCUUGAGGAGGAGCGUCUGGCCGAAGAGCGCCGUAAGCUGGCCAUCGAGCGGGAGCGGCUCGAACGCGAGAAGGCCGAGCUGCUGCGCAUGGAGCGGGAGCGCCAGAAGCUGGAACGCGAGAAAAUCGAACUGGAGCGCCUUGAACUCAAGCGGCAACAGAUGAAGAUUAUGGAGUCCCGCGAUGAUACUGGCAAGCGCGGCGUAACCAAACGCUCCGAUGACCGCUACGGAGACGUAUCUGACCGCAAGCGUACAGCUAUUUUUGAAGCUCCACCGCCACCAAGAUUUGAUGCCAAUCUAGUCAGCUCUCGCAGCACCUACGAUAAGAAGCACGAUGACUACGGCUCAUCGUCAUCCUCCAAGCGCGGUUUGGAUGACUAUUCCAGCUCAAACAAGCGCCUGGACUACGGCAACAAGCGUAACGACUACGGAAGUUCCUCCGGCUCUAAGCGCGGAGCUGUGGACGAUUACUCCAACGUGCCCAACAAGCGUUCCAGUGGCAACGAUUACAGCGGUUCCAGCUCUAAGCAUGACUACUCCUCGUCCAGCAAGCGCGACGACUACAAACGGGAGGUUGAGGUUCGUCAUAUUCCACUGGGUGGCACAGCCGGUGGCUCCAGCAGCUCUUACAUACACAAGAACAACUCGGGUGGCGGAGCCGGAUCCUAUGUCCACAAGAACAACACCAGCGGCGGAGGCAGUGGUGGGCGUUACAACGAAUCCGACCGCGGCAACUCCAACUACCGACGCGACGACUCCCACAGCCUGGGAAACAAGCGCUAUGAGAAUUCCAGCAGCGGCGGCGGGGGUGGCUACAGCAGCAACGCCAACAACGUCAACAUUUGGGCACCUUCCUCCGGCGGCGGCAGCGGCAGCUCCCACCUGGGCAGCAGCGGCGGCGGUGGUGGCGGAAACGCAAUGAAGUCCUACGGCAACAACGGCAUAUCCUCGAACAUGCAUAGCAACAAUUCGUGGCAGAAGUCCACCGCCGUCGACGACAAUAGCUGGCGUCAGGUGCAGGCCCAAGGUCGUUUCGAUCGCGGCUACAACGAUCGCUCUAGCGGCUACCAAGGCAACAGUGGAACCGGUGGCGCCGGUGGUAUGUACGGCGGUAGCCGGCCUGCGCAAGACCGCUAUGGUGGUCAGGUUUCCCGCUACUAGGAUCGUGCAUUUCAC